Tyto alba (common barn owl) is the source of this 1843-nucleotide messenger RNA. RefSeq lists its product as uncharacterized. Gene Ontology annotation, biological process: DNA integration. NCBI's taxonomy places the organism in Eukaryota, Metazoa, Chordata, Aves, Strigiformes, Tytonidae. The record is from RefSeq and is a predicted model, not a curated record. Bases 363 to 1241 code for a protein of 292 amino acids. The transcript is spliced from 2 exons. Gene Ontology annotation, molecular function: nucleic acid binding.
GAGUUGGAUGUUGCUUCCGAAAUAAUUUCAAAGCAGGCAGUCCCAAAUAUUCAGAUAAUUAAGAAGCAAGCUGCCAGUUGCCUUUUAGAUAAGGAUUAUAUUUAUCAUAAGAUUGAAGCCAACUUACUUUUACAAACUGUAGUUUAAAGACAGAUUUGCUCUAUUCUGUCACCUUGGACCCAGUUAUCAGAGGAUCUCCAUGCUGUCUGCGAUCUAUUGCCGCAGCUGCUGAGCUGGUGGAAAAGGCAAAGAAUAUUGUGCUAGGCCAUUAUCUCGUAGUCGCUGUUCCCCAUGAGCUUGAACUUUUACUAACUAAAUAUGCAGAAAAAGCACUUUCUGCACAAAGGACACACAGAUAUGAAAUGAUCCUUUUGCUAACGGAGAAUGUCAAACUUGAGAGAUCAAAGACUCUUAACCCUGCUACCUUACUCCCAGUGACUGAACCUGAAAGAUCGCACGACUGUGUAGCUGUCUUGAAAACUAUAAGCAAGACUAGAGAAGAUUUGAGGGACACGCCGGUGGAACACCCUGAUUUGAAUCUCUUUACUGACGGAUCUUCCUUUUAUCUUCACGAAUGGAAGAAGAUGCAAGCUGUGCAAGAUAAAGGGAUCUGGACCCUGAAUGGUAAACCUCUAUUGCCCAGAAGGUAUGUACUGCCACUUGCCCGUUGGUACCAUGAGAAGGGGCAUGGAGGUCCCGAAGCAGUAGCCUCAAAGGUAACCCAGCUAUGGGCAGCACCAGGAAUCUCUUCAGCAGCUAAGAAACUGACUGAAGGAUGUUCUUCGUGUAAGAGAUAUGGAGAUAUAAGGCCAAAAGUAACGCCAGGGAAGAGGCCGCCAGCAGUCUGUCCUUUUCAGAAACUUCAGAUUGAUUUUGCGGAAAUGCCAGCCGCUCUCCGGUAUAAAUAUUUGCUGGUAAUAGUAGAUCAACUCUCUGGGUGGGUAGAAGCUUUCCCGACCCGGAAGAACGAUUCAAAAAUAGUUGUAAAAAUCUUGCUUAAGGAAAUCGUUCCUCGAUAUGGCGUGCCUGAGGUGAUAGACUCUGACCGUGGACCGCAUUUUACAGCAGCUAUUUUAUUACAAGUUUAUGUAACCCUAGACAUCAAAGGACAGUUUCAUACUCCGUAUCACCCACCUUCAUCAGGGCAAGUAGAAAGAAUGAAUAGAACAAUUAAGGAGAAGUUAGCGAAAGUAUGCAGUGAAACUGGAUUAAAGUGGCCAGAGGCAUUAAAUUUAGUUUGAUGGGAUCUUAGAACUACUCCAAAGCAGCCGUUAGGAAUUAGUCCAGCAGAGGUCCUAUCUGGACGAAUUUUAGCUGUACCUGGUUUGCAUAUUUCAGCAAAAACUGCACUACUGGAUGGAGAGGAGAAUGUCACUCAAGAUUUAUUAUAUUUACAAGAUUCCUUUCAGAAAAUUAGAAAAUAUGCAUAUUGGUACCAAGGUGCGACACCAGAAGUACAGGUUCAUGAUUCUAAGGUGGGAGAUGAAGUGCUUGCUGGUAAAAACAUUUAAACGAAAGAAUAAGAUGUUGCCAAAAUGGGAAGUAAGCCAUAUGAUGCAAAUUGUGCAACGAGACAAUGUAUCAUGGGGUGUUAGUGAUUUAUGGCAAUGGGCUACUUCCUGGAUUCCUGAUUUUCCAACUUUAAUCAAGAAGAUUCUAAUGGUAGUUGUUUUAGUCAUAAUCAUUUGGAUCAUGGUAAUGUUUGUGUGUCAGUGUUGUGUCUCGUGUUUAUCUCGAAUUCCCACCAGAUCCUAUUGUAUCCGAUAGGAUAGCGAGUAUCCUAAAAGAAAAGGGGGGACUGUUGGGAAAAUGUUGCAAUGCAGUGCUGCUGCACAAGCUGUUC